Molecule: messenger RNA, 1536 nt
Organism: Phialemonium atrogriseum
Lineage: Eukaryota; Fungi; Ascomycota; Sordariomycetes; Cephalothecales; Cephalothecaceae
Product: putative nol1 nop2 sun family protein
Exons: 3
Coding region: 1-1536 (511 amino acids)
Biological process (GO): rRNA base methylation
Cellular component (GO): nucleolus
Molecular function (GO): RNA methyltransferase activity
Source: RefSeq, a predicted model, not a curated record
AUGUCUCUGUACCACGAGGCAUCCGCCGUUCUCUCCCAGCCGGCGUCGGAGGGCGGUGGCAGCCUCAAAUCAAGAAUAUAUGGGAAGAAGGAUCUGAAAUCUCCACCAGCCCAGUUAUACGCUCUCGCGCUCGAGACAUGUAAAUGGAGUGGCCUGCUCAAGGAGGUCAUCGAGGCAUCCGGCAUCCUACAACUCGAACGAAAACUCACCCCCGUACUAUCUCUCCUCCUUGUUCAUGAUUUCUUGCUUUCCAAGGGUGGCAUCGCGCUCCCCCAGUCCCACGGCCUGCGGGCGUCCAUCGAGCGCCACAAGGCCAGGUUAAACUCUGAAUUCACCCGCGCGCGCCUGCGCAGGAAGUUGGCCUCAGUCGAAGCCCUCCGCGCCCAAGUCGAGGCGGAGUCGCGGACCGGGCCCGUCCACCCCCGCUGGAUCCGGAUCAACACCCUCAAGACGACGCUCCGCGACCAGCUGGAGACGACCUUUGCGGGCUUCGAGGCCGUCUCCUCGGUGCGCGACAUCCUCGCCGGCGCCGAGAGGGCCAUCUGCCUCGACCCUAACGUCCCGGACCUGGUCGCCCUGUCCCCCGGGACAGACUUCACCAAGACCGACGCCUACAGGUCCGGCGCCAUCAUCCUGCAGGACAAGGCGUCCUGCUUCCCGGCCCUCCUGCUCGACCCGGCCUCCCUGGACGGCGGCGACGUCGUCGACUCGUGCGCCGCGCCUGGGAACAAGACGACACACCUGGCCGCCCUGGUGAGCGGUAGCAGCAGCAGCAGCAGCAGCUCCGGUGGCGACGGCGCCGCGGGGAACCCGCCGCGGCCGCGGAAGAUAUUCGCGUUCGAGAAGGACAAAGCCCGGGCGGCGACGCUGGAGAGGAUGGUGCAGCUCGCCGGGGCCGACCACCUCGUCCGCGUCGGCGGGGGGCAGGACUUCCUCAAGGUGGACCCCAAAUCGGACGCGUACAGGGGCGUCCGCGCCCUGCUCCUCGACCCCAGCUGCUCGGGCAGCGGCAUCGUGGGGCGCGACGAGAUGCCCGAGCUCCACCUGCCCGAUCUCGCCGGCGCAGCAGCAGCAGCAGCAACGGACAACCGGAAGCGCAAGCGGACCGACGACUCAACCGCCAAGCCGGAAGCGGGCGUCCUGGUGGACGACGACGGCGAGCCCGUGGCGGUGUCCUCGGGCCCGGAGCUCCGGGCGCGCAUCGACGCGCUCGCGGCGUUCCAGCUCGGGCUCGUGCUGCACGCGCUCUCGUUCCCGGCGGCCGAGCGGGUGGUGUACUCGACGUGCUCGGUGCACGCGCGCGAGAACGAGGAGGUGGUUCUGGCGGCGCUGCGGUCCGACGUCGCGAGGCGGCGCGGGUGGAGGGUCCGCCGCCGCGCCGAGCAGGUCCCCGGGAUGCGCGAUUGGCCCGUCAGGGGGGACGUCGGGGCCUGUGGCGGGGACGAGGCCGUUGCUGGGGCGUGCAUACGGACGUAUAAGGAUGAUGGGCGCGGGGUCAUGGGGUUCUUUGUGGUUGCGUUUGUCCGCGAUGUGUGA